AUGUAAUAAGAAGACAAAACAUAAUAAAAGGAAGAGAAUAAAUAAUUUUCUUUAUCUUAAAUGGCAGCAUAAUUUAGCUUCUAUGAAUAUUAUGAUACUCUUCAUAGGUUGAAUAUAAAAGUAAAAGAAAUUGAACCAUUCCCUUCUAUUAGAUUUAUGUUGGAGACAAAUAAUUAAUUAUAGAUUUUAGCUGUAGAAUAUGAGAAAAAGGAGUUAAAUUAUAUUAGUAAUUGUAUAAAAAUGAUGAGAUAUUUAAGAUUGAAUCAUUAUGAUACAUAAACUUUCUAUAAGAAUUUUGAAAGUGAACUCAUGUUUAGUUUCAUAGUUGAAGAUAUUUCAACAAUGGAAGUCUGGAGCUUAAACAUAAUUAAAUUAUACUUAAUUAUGAAUAGAAGACCAUAACCGUUUUGGUAAGACUCUAUUAUUAGGUCGAAAUAUGAAAGCAGAAAUUAUCAAUUUUUCAAUAAAAAAUAUAUCAUUCCAAGAUUAUUUGAACUUUCAUUAAUUAAAUUAAAAAUAAAUGGAGUUGAAAAAGGAGUGAAAUUUUGUUUUCCUUCAAAUUAUGAUUCUGAAAGUGAUUAAUAUUCAAUAUCAAUUGAGGAUAUAAAUUAGACAUAAACAAAAAAACCAAUUUUUUCACUUGAUGAAUAUAUUGAUUGUUUAGAUAAAAAUGAUCCUUUGAGAUUAGAAAAUUAAAUAUUGAAUGAUCCUAAUUUCUAAUCUAUUUUAAAUAAACUAUUAGUAAUUAAUUAGAACUAAGAAUUUCUAGUAGAUAAGAUAAACAUUUUUACAUAUUUAAAAUAUAUUGUUAGUCAUAAUUAAAUUCAUGAAAUGUAAUACUAUUUACUAAACUUUCCUUUAUUUUGGUAUGAUUAGAAAAUUCCAAAAGAAAACCUUAUUAUAAAUACUUUCUUUUUGAAUUUAGAAUUAGGAUUGGUCUUUUUUAAAUCAUUAUUAAUCUUUGAACCACAACUAUUGGAUUAGAUUUUAGAUAUAUAUUUUUCUUCUUUGAUGGAAUUUGCAAAAAAAGUAGAUUAGAAAGAUAACGAAUAUAAUAACGAGGAUAAUGAAAAAAAAGAAGAAAAUUAGUUUUAAUUUUAAGAUUAUAAAAGUUAAAGUGAUUUGGAACCUUAUGAGGAUGAAGAAACUGAUAAAGAAGAAGAAAAUUAAUAGGAAUUAUAAUAAGAUGAUAAUAUAGAAGAUAGUAAUUCUGAAGCAUAUGAUCAAUAGAUUUCUGAAUAAAAUGAAUUAUAGGAACCACCAAAAAUAAAGAAAAAAAAGAAGGUAAUUAAGUAUAAACCUAAAGAUUACAUUGAACCAUUGAAAGGAUUAAGAAGAUAAUUAUAAUUGAAUUGUCCUGAUUAGAUAAGAUUCUAAAUAUAUAUCCAAUUGCUUUUUCUCGCAACUACUAAUGAAGAAUCUUUUUAACUUAUCCAAAAAUAUUUAAUACAAUAUUAAUCAUUGCCUCCUUUAAAGGAACCUAAGGAAAUUAAUUUUGAAGUACAAUCUAGAUUAUUAGAAUAGGGAUAUCAAGAACCCUAUAAUGAAUAAUUCAUUCAAUAAAUAGAAUCAAAUAUUAAUGCAUUAUCAUAAUAAUAGAUUGAGGAUAUUUAACAUGUGAAAGAAAUUUUAAAAUUCAAUCAAAAUCUUAAAGAAACUAAGUAUAGUAAAGUAUAUUAGUUUUUAAUUACUCAGAUAUAUAAAACCAAAUACUCAGGAUUUUAGAAUAUUAUUGAUAACUUAUUAAGGAAUCCUGCAUAUUCAUGUUUAAUCAAAUAGAAAAAUAAUAUAUUUAUGAAUUCUCUAUAAAAUGAUAAAUAAUUUUAAGAAGAAAUUAUUAUUUAUCAUCAAUAAAAUAGGAAAGUAAAUGAUGAGAAUUUUUUAUUUAAGAAAAUAUAAAUAAAUAGAGAUUUUAUAGAUAAAUUCUUUUAAGGAAAAUCUAAUUAAUAAUUUACAAAUGAUAAAUGGAUACAUAUAUUAUGUUUAUUUAAGUAUUGUUAAGAAUUAGAAAAACAAUUUAUUGAAUUUGAUUAAAAUGAAGGAAAAACUAAAUUAUAAGUACUUUCUUUAUUAGAUGAUAAUGAAGUCAGUAUAGGUUUUGAAGGAUAUAUAUAGAAAACAGAUACAUUUAAUGUAUCUUAUUGCUUUAAAUUUGUAAUCUCUGAUAAAUUUACACCUAUAACUUAUCAACAUACUAAAAAACAAUCUGAAAAAUAAAAAAAGCAUUCUUGUUAUUUCUUUAAUUUUGAUAUAACUAUAAAUAUUUUAAGAAGUAAAAAUCCUAAUAAUCCAUUUCCAAUAGUAUAUUUAUAUUAAAAAACUUAUGAUGAAUUGGAUAAGAUUUUUAGAAUUUUUAUGUUUGAUUAUUAUAUUGAUGUAUUUCUUCUUGAUGAAAAAAAAAAUUGUUAGGAAAUGUAAAAAUUAUGUGAAGAUGAUUUCAUUGAUAGUUAUAUUAUUAAAUAGAAAUUAAAUAUUGAAAAUUAUCAAUAAUUAAGAAAUAUUUAAUAGGUAGAUAAAUAUUAUUUAAAUGAAAUUAUUAAUUCUUUUUAAGAUCAAAAAAAAGAUAGAUUAAAUUUAUUAUAAUAUAUAUAAAAAAGUGAAGAAUAACCAGAUGGAAUAGAAAUUGAUUAUUAAAAUUAAAAAAAUUGGAUAUUCAUAAAUCCAAGAAUUUAAAAAGAUAUAAACAUACAAUUUUAAGAUAAAUUAUAGAGUAAUUUAUGAUUUUAUUCUUCUUUUAGCUCUUCCAUUUAGUAAUUAUAAACCAAGAAUUUAAAAAUAAUUGAAUUAGAAAAUUUAAAUAGAUUUAACAUUUCCAGAAUUAUAUCCUGUUACUUCACUAUAAGUUUAUAAAUACAUACCAGUAAUAAUUACUUAAGAAGAAUAAAAUUAAAAAUAUGAUUCUUUAUCACUUCUUUAAUUUGCUUGUGUAAAUUAUUAUAUAUAAAAUUUUAGGUUGAGAUCGACACCUAUACAAAAUUAUUAAAUGAUUUUUUAACAAAAUUACCUAGUGAUGAUGAUGAAAUUGAUUAAUUUUUAGAAAACCCUAAACCAAGGAAUGUCUAUUGGCCACUUGUAUAAAAAAAAAAUAAUUCUGCAAAAGGAUAUUCCCAUAAGUUUAAAUACACUUACAUUAUUGAAACUAUUCCAUUAUAUUUAAUGGUUUAUCUGUUUUAAAAUUUGAAUAUAGAAUUAGAUCAUGAAAUUAAAUUUACUUUAAAUUGCUUAUCCUUUACUGAAAUAAUUCUAAGCAAAUUAAUAAGAAUUAUUUAAUAAAGCACAGGCAAAAGUAUAAUUAAUUACAUAUAAAAUAGAAUGUAAAAUAGCUACAGCAAUAUCUAUAUUAAAAUAAUGGAUUUGGUUUAAGAAAAUAUUGAUUAAUAUUGGGGACUUAAUAAUAGAGAAUGAUAUUAAUAAAUUUAAAGCAUAUUAUGUAGAAAUUAAUGAAAUUAAUCCAAAUGAAGUGAGUUAUUUUUAUUAUAUUUUAAAGGCAUUUAAUUUAAAGUAUAAUAAACUUGAAGGGAUGGAUUCAUUAUUUAGAUUUGGUAAAACUUAGUACUUUGUACAUUCAGGUGUUCUCAUAAUUAGAUUAAAUAUAGCUUUGGUUUCUGAAAACCUAAAAUCAAAGGUUAACCUAAAAAGCAUCAAGUUGAAUCAAAAAUAAAGUGAUUUGUUUUCAGAUGACAAAGACCUUAUUGUAUAUUUUAAUUCAUUUCUAUUUAGAAAUAUAUGUAAUUUAUUGUCACACCAGAAGAAAUAUUAAAAUGCUUACUUAGCAAAAAUUGA
Molecule: messenger RNA, 3783 nt
Organism: Paramecium primaurelia
Lineage: Eukaryota; Ciliophora; Oligohymenophorea; Peniculida; Parameciidae
Source: the annotation of a GenBank genome assembly